Messenger RNA from Suillus subalutaceus, 925 nucleotides. RefSeq names its product P-loop containing nucleoside triphosphate hydrolase protein. Gene Ontology annotation, biological process: microtubule-based movement. The transcript has 5 exons. Gene Ontology annotation, molecular function: plus-end-directed microtubule motor activity; ATP binding; microtubule binding. Bases 128 to 727 code for a protein of 199 amino acids. The record is from RefSeq and is a predicted model, not a curated record. Lineage: Eukaryota; Fungi; Basidiomycota; Agaricomycetes; Boletales; Suillaceae.
CCUUGUCAAGUUCGAUGCAGCCUAUAUACUCUGUGCACCCGCGAUGCUCUGACCCGGGUGGGUAUGGGUAGGCCUCUGAAAGUUUCAGUACCCGCGGGUCGGGUGUGGGUAUGACCCGGGUCGACCCAUGUCAUACCCUAGGGCCCGUGUCCAAAAUGAUUUCUUAGACUUCGAACCAUUCGUUGAUAGCGCAACUACUGGCCACACAAGUACCUUAGAUUUUCUUUCUUUCUUUCUUAGACGCACCAUCAUGGCGUCCUCAACCAAUAUUAAGGUUGUUUGUCGGUUUCGGCCCCAAAAUGCUCUCGAACUCAGAGAGGGCGGCGAUAUCGUAGUCGCCUUCGAUGAGAAUCUUCAGACCGUGCAGAUGAAGAACUCGCAGGCCGUUUCUGGGCCAGAGAAGGAUGGAUUCACAUUCGACAGAGUUUUUCUGAUGGGCACAAAACAACACAAAGUAUUCGAUUACGGUGUUAAAGACAUUGUGAAAGAUGUCCUGGAUGGCUACAAUGGCACGGUCUUUGCGUAUGGCCAGACUGGUAGUGGAAAGACAUUCAGCAUGAUGGGCGCGGACAUUGACUCUUCGGAUCUGAAGGGAAUUAUACCCCGCAUCACGGAACAGAUUUUUAAAUCAAUCGUGGAAUCGAACUCUCACCUUGAAUAUGUCGUCAAGGUAUCCUACUUGGAAAUCUACCUUGAACGCAUACACGACCUCCUUGCCCGUAUGUAGGGCAUCCCUGCACCAGGCAUGGUUAGCUAGCCCUCUGUGGCCUCUCUCGUCUAUUCAUUGGAUCGGUAUGCUGCACAGUAUGAGGUGCCCUCGCUGGUUUAUGUGAGUUCAUUCUGUCUCUGCACCAAGCACUCGCUUAAUCAUCGAGAUUCAUCCCUCAACAUCAGCUCUAUUUAAGCCAGGAAUGACUUGUAUCAU